This is a messenger RNA of Lutzomyia longipalpis, 1133 nucleotides long. It is a transcript of the gene Fer1, whose product is annotated as pancreas transcription factor 1 subunit alpha. The transcript has 3 exons. The record is from RefSeq and is a predicted model, not a curated record. Gene Ontology annotation, biological process: regulation of transcription by RNA polymerase II; developmental process. NCBI's taxonomy places the organism in Eukaryota, Metazoa, Arthropoda, Insecta, Diptera, Psychodidae. Gene Ontology annotation, molecular function: protein dimerization activity; RNA polymerase II transcription regulatory region sequence-specific DNA binding; DNA-binding transcription factor activity, RNA polymerase II-specific. The coding region runs from base 227 to 883 and encodes 218 amino acids.
CCAGAUUUUGCGGCUCAUCCCAGUGUAAGGCACAGACAAAAGUGGCGUUAAUAGUUGCCACGUUUUUCCACUUUGUCUUCGGGAAUCAAUCGUUCACUUGCCGGGAGUGUGUUGCUGGUGGUAAAUAAAAUCACAGAUUAAGUGUGCACGCACGUGCAAUGGUGGGAAGAAGCGGAAGUGAUUAAUUCAGUGGUGAACGGAGUCAAGUGUAAAGCAAAGUGCAAAGAUGUUCUCGAUGGAUCCUUUUGAUUUUGAUGCCGCCAUGACGCGACAUCUCUUCGAGGCGACCCACCAUCACUCCAGUGUGGCCAAUUCGUGUUCACCCAGCUCCUCGGAUUUCUUUCUCUGUGACGACAACUCCACAGAUACAGAUUCCUGCGGUGGAUACAACAGUGAUCAAGAGAAUACUGCCGAAAAAAUCUUUCGAACACAGAAGGUGCGUAGGGUCAAAUGUGCCUCACAGCAAGCUCAGCAGCGACAGGCGGCUAAUCUGCGGGAGCGUCGUCGAAUGCAGAGCAUCAAUGAGGCUUUCGAAGGUCUCCGAUCACAUAUCCCAACGCUUCCUUAUGAAAAGCGCUUAAGCAAAGUGGAUACCCUCAAGCUUGCCAUCAGCUACAUCACCUUCCUGGGUGAGAUGGUGCGUAAGGAUCGCAAUGGGAAUGAACCUGGACUCAAUGGACUCCAGCGAAGCACAAAUAGGGAACCACCAAAGAAAAUUAUUCUCAGAGGCAGUGGAAUGUCGCAUUCACUGUCGUGGCACAGGAAAGGCGAUAGGGUACCAGGAGCACGUCUUUUUGCACGCAUCUGGACACCAGAAGAUCCCAGGGCAGUCCAACGCAAUGGUUCCGCCGGGCCGUCCUUCAUAAACCACCACUCAACCUAAAAGGAUCUUCCGGAAAUGUGUAAAUAAAAUCCUUGCAAUAAGCAACGUAUCUAGUCAUACUGCAAGUCACACAACAACUUCUUUUAUCAAACUAAAAUUUAAUUUUAUUAUUUAUAAAAAUCUUUUUAUACAUAAAAUGCUUUUCUCUCUGUCGUGAAAAUGGAAAGAGAAGGUAAAAAAGUUUCUGUGAGAAAAUCGUUAGGUAGUAGAAUUUUAUGUAAAUGUGGAAUAAAAAAUAUUCUGUUCGAAA